CUUCUUACCAAUUUUUUCUCCUUUAUUGUAUAUGGAAAGAAAAGUUUAUAUUGUUGCUUGCACCGCCUCGUUCGCACUGCUGUCCGCCACAAUUGGGAAGGAGGGACUCGGCUCCCCCGAUUGCGCCUCGUUUCGCCGGAGGAGAUGUGAGAGCUCCGGGGGCGGCGGCGGAGGAGGAGGAGGAGGAGAUGGCGCGGGAAGCGCUGGCAGUGCCCGCGGAGACGCAGGCCGCGCUCAAGAAGAAGACGGCGGCCGCGAGGAGCUGGAUUCUGUUCGAUUCCAGCGGGGAAGGGACAAUCUUGGACGUCGACAAGUACGCCAUCAUGCACCGGGUUCAGAUCCAUGCGCGCGACCUCAGGAUCCUGGACCCCCUCCUCUCGUACCCUUCCACGAUUUUGGGACGCGAGCGAGCCAUCGUUCUCAAUCUUGAGCACAUUAAAGCGAUCAUCACCGCGGACGAGGUUUUGCUUAGGGAUCCCGCAGAAGAAAAUGUUGUUCCAAUUGUGGAAGAGCUUCAAAGACGAUUACCACUGGCAAAUGUUGUCAAUAAUGCACAUGGAGAGGGGAGAGAGAAUGUUACUGGACAACAUGACGUGGAAGCUGUUGAAGAAGAUGAAUCUCCCUUUGAGUUUCGAGCCCUGGAAGUUGCUUUAGAAGCUAUUUGUAGCUAUCUUGAUGCACGCACCAGCGAACUAGAGACUGCUGCUUACCCGGCCUUAGAUGAGCUGACUUCCAAGAUUAGCAGCCGAAACUUGGAUCGAGUGCGUAAGUUGAAGAGUGCCAUGACUAGGUUGACUGCUCGUGUCCAAAAGGUAAGGGAUGAGCUUGAACAGUUAUUGGAUGACGAUGAUGAUAUGGCAGAUCUUUACUUGUCAAGGAAACUGGCUGGAGCAUCCUCUCCUGUCAGCGGUUCUAGUAUGCCUAACUGGCUCCCUGCUUCACCAACAAUUGGAUCUAGGAUAUCCAGAGCAAGCAGGGCAAGUGCAGCAACUAUACAUGGAAACGAGAACGAUGUUGAGGAGCUGGAAAUGUUACUCGAGGCAUACUUCAUGCAAAUUGAUGGCACAUUGAACAAGUUGACUACUCUACGCGAAUAUAUUGAUGACACAGAGGACUAUAUCAAUAUUCAGCUUGACAACCACCGAAACCAACUUAUUCAGCUAGAGCUGUUCUUGAGUUCUGGCACAGUUUCCCUCUCAAUAUAUUCACUGGUUGCUGGGAUAUUUGGAAUGAACAUACCGUAUUCAUGGAAUGAUGACCAUGGACAUGUAUUCAAAUGGGUGGUCAUUUUGUCGGGACUUAUCAGUGGCUUCCUGUUCAUUUUCAUAAUUGCUUAUGCUCGCCACAAAGGUCUUAUUGGGUCAUGAUCUGCUCAGAUCCUGUUUCAAGUUUCAUCACAGUACUCUUUGAAAUCACCUGCUCCUGCAACAAGUCAAACUGUGCAAGCUUGCACCCAAAGAAAGAUCAAAUGUGUUUCUGUCUCGUCUCAAUUACCUAUUUGCCAACGUUUCCAGACCGGCAACCUGCAGCUUUCCAAUUCUUCAUUGGGGGUCCAAAUGCAGGUAAGACUUAGCACUCAAGUCUCGUGAUUUGCAUAGUGACUAGAAGAUCUAGUUUUGAUCCGCAGUCAGAAAUAAAACUGCAAAAACAUGUUGUUUUGCUACCUCAUUGAAAUUUUCAUCGACCCUUCAUUUUUAUUCUUUGUUGUGGAUCACUGAAAGUCCUCCAAACUUAGUGUUGUUUACUAGCUCACUCAAAAUUUUCAUCAAUCUUCUUUUUCCCAUCGAGAUGGAUCCAAGCUGAAUCCAUUAGCAUGUAUGUUUAUUGAUCUUGCCACCUGACAAAACCAUCGAUGG
Messenger RNA from Musa acuminata subsp. malaccensis (wild Malaysian banana), 1856 nucleotides. Its product is annotated as magnesium transporter MRS2-I. Gene Ontology annotation, molecular function: magnesium ion transmembrane transporter activity. The record is from RefSeq and is a predicted model, not a curated record. Lineage: Eukaryota; Viridiplantae; Streptophyta; Magnoliopsida; Zingiberales; Musaceae. Gene Ontology annotation, cellular component: membrane. Gene Ontology annotation, biological process: magnesium ion transport; transmembrane transport.